CACGCAUAAAUUUUUAGCGAAAAAUUAGAAAAAGGCCAACCAAAAGCUGGCCAAAUUUAUAGCAAGUGCUAUCUUGUGUUUGGCAACAGAAUAACAUUGUGUGAUUAUUGCACUUAUUGCAACGGUGUUUUGUUUUCGUGUGCAUUUACCGUACCGCAAACUUAGUCGCCCCGCACUUGCACUAACACACACACGCCGAGUGUGUGCGUGUGUGUGUGUGUGUAUAGGUGACAAUUUUUGUUGCGUGGUGCCGGGUUACAGCUACAAAUAUUACAAUAUUAUUUUUGUUGUUGAUUUGGGAAGCGCGCGCAUCGAUUGUGUGGCAUGAUAUAAAAAACACACAGAAAUAAAAACAACGCAAAUUGUUGGCCGGUGCCGCAGUCAAAAACCACGUAACGCUAGCUAGCUGAGUGCAAGUGGCUCUCAUCUCAAAAUGAUGUUCACGGGCACCAAUCAGCAGCAGGACACGCGCUUCAGCGACAAGGAGAAGAAGCUAAUGAAGCAAAUGAAAUUUGGGGAUUGUCUCAACAAGCGCGUGGACAUGUCCAAGGUCAAGUUGGAUGUGCUGCGUCCCUGGAUAAGCAAGAAAAUCACCGAUAUUCUGCAUAUCGAGGAUGAUGUUGUCGUUGAAUUUGUCUACAAUCAGCUGGAGGAGGAGAAAUAUCCGUGCCCCAAAAAGAUGCAAAUCAAUAUGACUGGCUUCCUCAACGGUCGCAAUGCGCGCCAAUUUAUGGGUGAACUCUGGUCGCUGCUGCUGUCCGCCCAGGACAGCGACAGUGGCAUUCCUGCCGAAUUCAUACAGCAGAAAAAGGAUGAGAUACUCAAGCGCGAGGAGGAGCAACAACAGCAGCAGCAGCAGCAACAGCAGCAGCAAAAGCAACGCCAGCAUCAUCAGCAGCAGCAGCGUCAACGUGACUCGACACGCUCCCGUUCCCGAUCACGUUCGCAGUCACGCACGAGGGACAAGCAGCGACGCCACGACAGAUCAAAGUCUCGCUCACGCAGUCGCUCCAUCUCGUCCAAAAUGUUGGCUGCCUCGUCCAACAACAACAGCAACAACAACACUGCGGCACCGCCGCCCAUUAACAGUGCAGCACGCGAAGCUGCCGCAAAUGCAGCGGCACGUCUACGCAAACGUGGUGCGGGUGGUGGUGCCUCACCAGUUGCAUCAACUGGUGCAGCAGCGGGUGCAACAACAACAACAUCAGCAGCAGGAGCUGGAGCAGCAGCUCCUCCAUCGAGCACAUCCAGAGAGCGGCGUUCGAGUCGCCGUCGCUCACAUUCCCGCUCACGAUCCAAUCGCUCAGCGGAUGCGGCUGGUGGCACAGCAAAGACUCUAAAUGGACGACACUCUGUGGCAAAGAAGUCGUCGCCGCCGUCGUCGGCAGCCGCCUCCAAAACCAAAUCCAAGGCCAAAUCCCGUUCACGUUCGCGCUCAUCGCGCAGUCGCACCAGAUCACGCAGUGGAGGCAAAGCAGGAGGCAAAGGCUCAGCAGGAGGCAAAGGCUCUGCAGCGGCGCGUUCCCGUUCCCGCAGCUCAUCCCGCUCCUCGGUGCGCAGCAAUCGUCGCCGACGCAGCUCCCGUUCCCGGGCCAGCAGCAUCUCGCUCUCGCCCGAGCGCCAGCAGGAUCAACAGUUUGAGCAUCGGCGCAAUAAGAAUAGCGUGCAGAAUAAGCGACAGUAUCGCAAUAACCGAGAUGAUUCCGCCAGCUCCAUGGAGCGUGGUGAUGCUCGUGCCCGCCAAUUUGGUGGAGCUGGAGGAGGCGGUGGCGGUGGACGUCGUCCGCCGCCGCAUGGCAGACGCUUCUCGCCACGCGGACGCAGUCCCAUUCGCCAGGAUAAAGGCGGCGGUGGACGUUUCCAGCGCUCCAAUUCGCGACGUCGCUCGCGCUCCCGCAUGCUAUCCAGAUCGCCCAUGCGCUACUCCAGAUCACCCAGGCGAUUUAAUAAUCGGCGACGCUCGUCGCCGAUGCAUUUUCGCGGCGGCGGCGGUGGACGUGGGCGUGGUGGUAAUCCGCGCAACAUGUGGCAGCAACAGCAGCAGCAGCAGCAGCUGCACCGUGGCAACAGUCCCAACAAUCAUCGGGGUGGCGGCGGGGGCGGUCGCAUCCACUGGCAGGCCAGGCAGAAUAGUCCCAAUGGCGGCGGACGUCGCUUUGUCGAUCGACGUCAGUCGCCGCUGCCGCCGUCGUCGCAGCAGCAGCAGCGUCGCUACUCACGCGAUCGUCGCCAGUCGCCGCAGCAGCAGCAGCCGCCUUCGGGUCAGCAGCAGCAGUUCCGCAAGCAGUUUUCGCCUGGACGUCGCUUCGAGCGUCGCGGUUCGCCGCCAGCGAACUUUAAUCGCUGGGAUCAGCAGCGUCAGCCGCUGCGCAGUCAGCAGCAGCAGCAGCGCAUGGGUCGCUCCAGUUCUGGCAGCGUUAGUCCGCCGCCGCCGCGUCGCCAGCAGCAGCAGCGCAGCGUCAGUCCACUGCCGCCGCGACGUCGCAGUCGCUCGCGCAGUCGCAGUCAGCGCAGCCAGCAUAGUCGCAGUCGCAGUCGAUCCACUUCAAGGCAGCCGCAGCAGCAGCGUCGACGUCGUUCUGUGGAAUUUGCCGGUCCCUCUGUCAACACCAUCGAUCUCUGUCGCGAGGAGCAGCAGCAGCAACCGUCGCAGCAGCAGCAGCAGCAGUCGCAGUCGCUGCGCAAAUCAGAGUCUCUGCAGCAGCAGCCGCCACCGUCGCAGUCGCAGCCGCCGUCGCAGCUGCAGCGACGCCGCAGUCUUGCCAGUUUGUCGCGCACACCGUCGCCGUUCCUUAAAUCGCAUGAGCGCAGCGCUGCGUCGGCAGCGGCGUCGGCGUCUGCACCAAAGAAAGUUCGCAGCGGCGGCAACAAAAGUCAAAGCAGCAGCUCCGACAGCAGCGCCGACGACAGCGAGGACAGCGACGACGACGACCAUCAGCAUCAGCAGCAGCAGCUGCACAAGAAACAGCAGCAGCAGCGUCAACAGGCGCGUCGCAGCGCCAAAACGUCAAAGUCAAAGUCUGCGUCAGCGUCGGCGAAGUCGUCAAGUAACAAGGCUAAAGCGCUGCGCAGCUCUGCCAGCAGCAGCAGCAGCAGUGAGCAGCGCAGUGACGAUGACGACAGCAGCGAUGAGCGUCAGGCGACAAAGAAGAAGCAGCAACAGCUGGUGGCGAACCAGAAGCGUAAAGAGGAAACAACAACGACUGUGGCGUCGUCGGAGAAGCAGCGCCGCAGCGGGGACAAGAAACUGCAGCGCAGCAUGUCAAAUGAUUUGCUGCCAACGGAUGCGUUAAUGGCGGACAGCAAGCAGAAAAGCUCCGACAGAAGCCGCAAGCGAAGUCAUAAAAAAUCGCGAAGCGGUGGUGGGGUUGGGGGCGGGGGUGGUGGUGGAGGGGGAGGUGAGGCCAGCGAAUCGGAGGAUGAACGUUUGCCCAAAAAGAAACGUAAGAAAUCAAAGAAAGCGGCCGAUACAAGUGAAAGCGACUCUGCGUCGGAGGCUGAGUCGUCAUCGAAGCAGAAGAAGAAACACAAGAAGCAUAAGAAGCACAGCAAGAAGAGCAAGAAGCAUAAGAAGCAUAAGCGAAAGAGCAGCAGCAACGCCAAGCAUCGGCAAGACGCAAGCAGCUCAGACGCCAGCAGCGGCGGCGGUGGCGAUGACGACGACGAGGAGCUUUCCACGAAGGCUGCCAAGCGGAAUGGAAAGUUGCCGUUGCUCAUCACUGGCAAUCCCGGCAUCAAUGAGGAUCUGGAGAAACAGCUGCGCGAGCGUGCACUCAAAUCCAUGAAGAAGUUGGACUGAAAAAACAACAACAACAACAAAGAGAAGAACAUCAAGAGGAGGAAGAAGAA
Drosophila grimshawi is the source of this 3849-nucleotide messenger RNA. It is a transcript of the gene Srrm1, whose product is annotated as serine/arginine repetitive matrix protein 1. Lineage: Eukaryota; Metazoa; Arthropoda; Insecta; Diptera; Drosophilidae. Bases 434 to 3799 code for a protein of 1121 amino acids. Gene Ontology annotation, molecular function: RNA binding. The record is from RefSeq and is a predicted model, not a curated record. Gene Ontology annotation, biological process: mRNA processing; regulation of mRNA splicing, via spliceosome. Gene Ontology annotation, cellular component: spliceosomal complex. The transcript is spliced from 4 exons.